Molecule: messenger RNA, 5613 nt
Organism: Tetrahymena thermophila SB210
Lineage: Eukaryota; Ciliophora; Oligohymenophorea; Hymenostomatida; Tetrahymenidae
Product: transmembrane protein, putative
Exons: 8
Source: RefSeq, a predicted model, not a curated record
UUAAAAAUAAUCUAAAACCAUAUACAUUAAUAAAUACAAUAUACUUAAAUAGAUAAUAUUUUAAGGGCAAAGUUUUUAAGUUUGAAACACUUUAAGGAUUGACAUCAUCACCUAAUAUAAGUUAGCUAACAAAUAUAUUCAUCUUUGUAAUAGGAUAUGAACGAUAAAUUUUACGAACAUCCAGUUGAUCGAGUUCGUGAAUUGGGGUAGCUAUCAUAAUUCCACAAGCGUGAUGAAUUUGGAGUAAUCCAAAAAAACUAAACAUCGAUUUACGAAAACAAUCAAUUAAAUAGUUAGAAUUAUUAAAUAGUCUAGGAUCAUGGAAUAGGCAAUGUCCCUAAAAGAAAAUCAAUCCAAGAAAAGAUAAGAAAUUUAUUUUUUUAACAGUAUAGUUUCUUAUAUAUUUUAGUAGGGUCAUUCUGGAUAGCAAUGAUGGUUUUAUUUUGUCUAGAAGUCAAUUAACCACAUUAUCAAGAUGGAAAGAUUAUUGCUCAUAAAAGAAUAAACCAGCUCUAAGCUAACUCAUUUUUAUACACAAACAGUGAAAAUGACCAUAAAAAAAAUAUAACGAUUAACAUGAAGGAGUCUUAGCUUAAGAUAUUGGAUGAGAAGUUCUCUCAUGAUUACUCAGAUCCUUUUAGAAUAGAAUAUGAAUGUUUUAGCAAUGAAUAAAUAGAUUUAGAAUAAAAUAAUAUUUUUUCUAAUUGCUUAAUCACUCUCUAUGUAAAUUAAAAUUACUUAACUAGGAAUUAAACAUUUAGUUAAAUCCAAGUCAACUGUAUUGGACAUGAUAAGUGUGUUUUUUACUUAUAAUCAAAUUAUUUAACAUCUGAGAGACUGAUUCUUAAUGGCUAUAAUCUAUAAGUUCGCGCAAAUCAAAUAAUAACUGGAGAACUUGCAUACAAUUCGCAUUUAGGCUCUUUUUAUGUUUAAGACCUUUAAUCAUACAAUUCAUCACAUAUUAAUACUUUCAGAGGAGAUGUUGUAAUAGAAACAAGGCAAAAUAUUCUAUUAAACACAUACACUAUAGAUAAAUUUAUAUGUGCCACUGCCCCUCUAAUGGUCUCAGCAGAUGAUUUAUAAAAUUAUUAUUAGAUAUUAAGUCUAGACAAAUAAUUUGUUGAGCUGAAUGAAACUGAUUGCAUUGGCUCACUAUUUUAGCACUCUAAAUAAACAGUUUCAAACGACUUAAAAAAAUAGAUUCAACAUCAGCACUCAAAUAAUUAGAAAUCCUCAAAAUAGUUUUCUUAACAAUAAUUUGAUGGUGAAUAUCCAGAUCAAAACGAAUUAAAGCGCUGCACUGCAUUAAGAAAUGUUUUAUUAUUGAAUAGCAUCUCCUAAUAAUCUAUUUAAGAACUACAAUAAGCAUAGAAUAUUACUAUAAGCAGCUCAGAAGGAAACAUAUUUAUCAAUGUUAUUGAUUCAUAUAAUAUUUAUGCUCCUCCUAUUAUGAAUUCUUUGUAUCUAAACAAUACCAUGAACCUCUCAGAGAGCUCAUUAAGUUUUUUAGACUCUUAAUUAAAAGAUAAAAAACCUAAGGAUGUAUCUCAUUUAAUCAUUAACUUAUAUUUUGAUGGAAGAACAGGAUUAUUCAAUGAAACAAAUAAAAUCAGUACAUCUUACAAUUUCGAAUAUCUAUUUAUUCCUCCAUGGUGGGUAUCAACAUUAACUUUCAACACUUUGAAUUAUGAAGUCUUAAAUUAUGAUUUGCUAUUUACUCCUGCUAAAUGCCCUUAUUACUUAUCAAAAGAAAUUCAAGAAUACACAUAUAAAAACUUUACAACAGGGUAAUAUCCCUAUUUAAAAGAAAAUUAUACUUAUAAUAAUUACUCUUACGGCUACAGUCUGUUUCAUAAUAGCUCAUAUGAAUAAACAUAAUUCUAUGAAUCUGUGUAUAAAUUAGUUUACAACCAGCUCUAUUCUUAUGGAAUAGAUGAUAUUUCUAUUCGCUAUGAAGGAAAAACAUAUUAAAAUGAAGAUAUAAUUUAUACAGUAAUGAUAGCAUUUGGAGUGACCAUUUUAAUUUUAAGUGCCAUAGGAUCUGUUGCUAUGCACAUAUAUUUUUACAGAUUAAUAGAAAAACAUAGAAAUUAAUUGAAAAUGAAUGCAUUUGAGAUGUGGAUUUACAUGACAAUGAAUUUAUUUGGCAAAUACAAAGCCUAAGAUGCUCCUUUACAGAAUUUAAAUUAGUAAGAUAACAAUAAUUUGAUGGUUUAGUAGCAAUCACUAUAGUAUUCUUAACAUAACUAACUAAACAGUUAGUAUUAGUAUACUUAAAAUUUAUAUUAAUCAGAAGUCAAUACUCUUUUGAUUAGUUAUUAGUAUUACUUUGAUUAAACCUUUAUCUUAAUUACAAGAGUGAUGAAUAAUUCUAUAUUAAUGAAUUAUAAUGAAAUUAAAAAAGAAGAUUAGCAAAAUGACAUUGGUCCUUUAUUGAUAAAUUUAAUUUCUCAGCCAAUAAAUGUCUUGUUUAAUAAUGAUAUUUCUAGAUAUAUUCCACUUACUGUUAAUUAUUGCAUUUUGUGUGUUGACUAAUAAGUAAUACAAGAUUUAAUAAAAUAAAUCGCUAUAGUUAAUGAGUACUUAAUUAGUAACUAAUAAACACCUAGCGAUGAUAAAAUCAUAGAAUUUAUCUACAAGAUUUAGUAAUUAAUAAAUGAAUUUUAGCCUACAUUUAAUCAUAAAGUAUUUCAAAUUUUUGCAGAGUAGAAGAUUAAUAUUGAGAAUAAUCAUGGAUAGUUGAAACUUGCGCUUCUUAAUCAAAGCAUGGGCUUCUUAAAAUGCUACUUAUAAGGAUACAAAGGAAAACUUGCAGGAAGAAUAGUAAACUCAGAAGACUAAGAGCAGUUAACUCUAGAGGCAAAUAGCUUAGAUGCAAUGCUAGACUAGUUUAGUUAGUUCUAUAUUAAAUGCAAGCAAAUUUGCCCUCAAAUUUUUGAUUAAAUUGAAAUUAAUGACUAAUAAAAAGUGUCUGUUUAUUUAGAAACAAUUCAUGAAAAUAUGAAAACUCUUAACGUUUAUACUAGGGUAACAAAAGAGCUCCAAAAACUGAAAUCUGAAUUUGUAAUUUCAGGUUUUCUUGUAAACUUUAAAAUGAUAAAUAUACUAUUUGAUAGUAUUGUAUAUAGUUAGUACUCCUCAAAUUUUGUAAAUUUAUUAUAUGAGCUGUGGUAAUAUAUGUCGAUUAUUAACAUAAGCAACCAGUAUGACACUACUUUAAUUCAAAACAUAGUCUAUUUAAAAUCGUCUAAAUAUCAGUAACAAUAAGCGAAAGCAUUUUCUUUAAGAUAAACUCAGAAAUAUGGAUCAAAUUAAUUUUAUCAAUCAAAUUUGUUCUAAUCCUCAAGUAAUUUUGGUUAAGCUAAUUAAAUAAAUGCUCAAAUUUAUGAUUAGGAUCCAAGAAAUAUAAAUCCAAAAGUUUUAAGCAUCAUCCAAAAGUACGAGUACUAUCCUACAUUUGCUAAUUGGGUCAAUUUUAUUUAACGUUAAGUAUAAACAAAGAAAAGCACAAUAGAAUGCUUUUGUGAGCUCCUUUUUGCAAAGAUUCCCAAAUUAGAUUCUAAGAAAAGAAUAAACCCUGCUGAAUACUGUGAUGACUUGACAUUUUAAAAAUUCAAAGAGUAUUAUGCAAUUUACUGCUACGCUCUCUACUGCAAAGAAGAAGUUGUCACUCCUAAUCAGGAAUUGAAUUCAAUUUUAUAAAAGUAUAUGUAUGCUUUGGAUGGAGAUUACUUAAGAGCAUAUUCUGCCACUGGAAGAUAUAAAAUUUAUAUUGGAUUAAUGGAAAAUCUAUUCUAUGUUAUUAAUAUGGCCCCUAAAGUUAGUUAUGAAGCAAUCCUAGAUAAUAAUUUUUCAGAAAAUUUGAUUAAGUAUAAGCACUAUCUGAUUAAACAUAGCUACAAACUCAACAAAGUCAAUGCUUUCACAAUCAUCGAAUAAAUAAUUUAGUAUUUGUACAUACUCUUCCUACUGAAUUUACCUAUACUUCUUUGUGCUCCCAUCAUAUUUGCUCAGUAUGCCUAUUCAAAUGCUUAUUUCUAAUACUAAUACUCCUAGAACAUUUAUUAUUAGUAAAACUUCCAUAGCUUUUUCACAAUAUUUUGUUCUUCAGGUUUGCCUUAUACAGUUUUUGCUAUCACAUUCACAUUCAUAUUUAUAUGUGCUACAGAUGCUCUUGUUUACUUUAUCAAACCUCGACUUGAUAAAAACAACUAUUAUUUAAGUUAUUUCAAGCUAACUUUUUAAGAAUUUUUACCUGAUUUCAGCUUAAUUCAAAGUAAUAAAGAUAAUAUAUAGUAGAAUUCUCUUUUUGUAGCAGAGGAUAAGAGAUUCUCAAGCUCAGGUCUAAAUAUGAGUCAAUAAAAUCUAAUAAAUGGCUUAUAUAAAAACUAGAAUUAAAACUAUGCAGGAGUAGACGAAGUUGAUAAACAUAAAAUAUCACAAGCUCCUUAUUCUAACAGAACUUUUGGAUUUUACUUCAGAUUAUCAUAUUAAGUGGCAUUUAAAGUUUUACUGUGGUCACUCAUAGCAUUUAACACCUUCUUUUUCUUCUUAACUCUUUUUAUCUUGACUAUUUCGUCAUUUGUUUAUUUAGAGUAAGGACUACUAUUUGCAAUAUUUUUGAUCACUCUGAUAGGAGUUCUCUUCUUAAGAUAGAGAAAUCUCUUAUUCACUCAUAAAAAAACCAAAGAGCAAUUAGCUCAUAGCUGGGAGCGCUUGCUGGUGUGCAAUAUUACUCAAUAAUACGCAUUUAAUAUCUCACUAAGUCCUUAAUUAAUAGAAAAUUUCUUGCGCGAUAAAAAUUUAGAUGAGAAAUAUUACAGACGUGAUAAAUUGAUAGCAUAUGUAAAAUCUCUAGCGUAUUAUGACAAUUCUUAAGGUGUAAUAUAUCGCUAUAUGCACCCUGAAAAAAUAGUUGUAAGCCAAAAUCAGUUUAUUUAAAUAAUCUAAUAUAUGGUAAAGCGUGGCACUAAGCGCUGCCUAAAACUACUCAAUAUUUCAACAACAGACAUAAUAUCUGAGUUAGCAUGGCAGACAAUUAUACAAUUUUCUGUAUUUUUAAUUUGUAGUAUGAUUGUAGAUUACUUCAAUCUUUGUAAGAAUGGAGUUUAAUUAUUAUUUAACGCUAUAGUAACUAUAGUGAUAGCUAUUGCUAUUUUCAGUUUUUUGGAUAAAAAACAUUCUUACAUUAAUGCUUAAUCUUUAGAUAAUGCAGUAAAUUAUGUAUCUAGAAUAGAAUGCAGAGCAGGCAUAACCAUUUUCACAUAAAAUAUUGACAUUUAAUAGAUCUGAUUAGAUCGAACAAAUGACAAAAAGUUGAGAUCCUAAAAUAGAGUUUGUAUGAAAGUAUAUACAGUAAAUUGAACAAUUAAUAAUUUUGAAUAAUUUACAUAAAAUUAAUACUAGUUAAACUGAAAUUAAAAUAUAUGUCAUUUUUUAUACAAUUCAAAAAUUAGUGACGUAAAUAAUCUAAGAUCCAUUCUUUAUCAAUCAAAUAUUGAAUGAUAUCCAUCAGUAAUUUACAUCUUUUAUGUAAUGUAUAACAUAAUUAAAUGUUUAAAUGAUUUUAUCAGUAACACUCAAAUGUAAGUUUCUUCCUAAUUUUCGCAUUUC